CUGCGGGCUCACAAAGCGGCCGGACGCGCGGCGGCGGCGGCAGCGGCAGCGGCAGGUGCGCAAGGGAACGAGCCGGGCAACAGCCUUCCCAGCCACCGCGGUACAGGAACCCCAGCAACUCGGGCGCCGGGACUCGGGCGGGCUCCCAAGAUGCCAGCGAUCGCGGUGCUCGCGGCAGCCGCCGCGGCUUGGUGCUUCCUCCAAGUGGACAGCCGGCACCUGGAUGCGCUGGCCGGUGGCGCGGCCCUCAACAACGCCAAUUUCCUAGACAAUGACCAGUGGCUGAGCACCGUCUCCCAGUAUGACCGUGACAAGUACUGGAACCGCUUCCGAGAUGAAGUUGAGGACGACUAUUUCAGAAACUGGAAUCCCAACAAGCCCUUCGACCAAGCCCUGGACCCAUCCAAGGACCCCUGCCUGAAGGUGAAAUGCAGCCCGCACAAAGUAUGUGUGACCCAGGACUACCAGACGGCCCUGUGUGUCAGCCGCAAGCACCUGUUGCCCAGGCAGAAGAAGGGCAAUGUGGCUUACAAACACUGGCUUGGACCUUCCAAUCUGGUUAAGUGCAAGCCUUGCCCCGUGGCGCAGUCAGCGAUGGUCUGCGGAUCUGAUGGCCACACGUACACGUCCAAGUGCAAGUUGGAAUUCCAUGCUUGUUCUACAGGCAAAAGCCUCAGCUCCCUCUGUGAUGGGCCCUGUCCGUGUCUGCCUGAGCCUGAGCCACUGAAGCCCAAAGCAGAGAAGAGUGCCUGCACGGACAAGGAGCUGAGGAACCUCGCCUCCAGGCUGAAGGACUGGUUCGGGGCUCUUCACGAGGACGCCAAUCGAGUCACCAAGCCUACCAGCUCUGACCCAGCCCAAAGCAGGUUUGACACCAGCAUCUUACCCAUUUGCAAGGACUCCUUGGGUUGGAUGUUCAACAAGUUAGACAUGAACUAUGACCUGUUGCUGGACCACUCAGAGAUCAAUGCCAUCUACCUAGACAAAUAUGAGCCCUGUAUCAAGCCUCUAUUCAACUCGUGUGACUCCUUCAAGGAUGGCAAACUCUCCAAUAACGAGUGGUGUUACUGCUUCCAGAAGCCAGGAGGUCUCCCUUGCCAGAAUGAAAUGAACAGAAUUCAGAAGCUAAGCAAGGGGAAAAGCCUACUGGGGGCAUUCAUCCCCCGGUGUAAUGAGGAGGGCUACUACAAAGCCACACAGUGCCACGGCAGCACGGGGCAGUGCUGGUGUGUGGAUAAAUAUGGGAACGAGCUGGCCGGCUCCAGGAAACAGGGCACUGUAAGCUGUGAAGAGGAGCAGGAAACCUCCGGGGACUUCGGCAGUGGAGGCUCCGUGGUCCUGCUGGAUGACCUAGAGGACGAGCGGGAGCUGGGACCAAAGGACAAAGAGGGGAAGCUGAGGGUGCGCACCCGGGCCGUGCGGGAAGAUGAUGAGGAUGGAGAUGACGACAAAGAAGAUGAGGUCGGGUACAUAUGGUAGUGCCCACGAGGAAGAGGACACGCUUUUGGCACAGAUCUGCAAGUCGUUUCCUUUGCCUGCAUUUGUAUCUAGGACUCCGAGGCACCGGGGUCUCUUCUCCACUGUUGAUCUCUAUAUGGGGCCUGAGGUUUGGAAGACCCACUUUCCAGAGCAUCUGAAUUUGCAUAUGGUUGUGUGGGAGAAAGGAUGUCAUUUUGGUUCCUUGUUUUCGUUUUCAUUGGAUGAGAGGUCAGGCUGGCUUAAUUAAAGCCUCCUUCUCUCCCUGUGAGGUUUUUGCAACUAGCAUGUGAUUUGCGUGGAAUCCAACAGUGCGGGGAGCCCCGCCCUCUCGAGCGUCAAAGACCCUCUCUGAUUACCCACAUCGGUGGUUCUUACAGCAUGGUUCCCAGCGUCUUAUGAUGUCUACGUGCUUUUCUCGUGUCCUGUAGAUGUUGUGGAAAACAUACCAGGCUGUCCCUUUUCCCUGUCUCUACCACCUCUGGUGUUGAUUAUUAAAAAUUAAUUUUCAUGUCACUGUAUCCGACUUCCUACAAGCAACAGCCUUAAUUCAGUCCAAGUCCCUUUGGAGAGUUCAUUUUCUUUCUUAAAAAUUAAGAUCUCGAUGUCCCCCACCACCACCCAUGCACAGAUAGGUGACUGUGCUUGCAUGACUUGCAUACACACACCUUUCAGUCUGGUUGUAUACCAAAAACACUUUAGAUAAGCAAUGGCUUUUAGUCAGCUGCUCCAGACCCAGAACACAAACCUGGGUAUGAAAUUCCUCUUGGAGUCCAGUUUGCACUAACUCUUGGUGUGUGUAGCCUGCAUCCACACACCAAGGGGAGGCUCCUCCUUGCAGUCUCAGAGCGACUGGAAGCCUUUUUGAUUUGGAUGAACCUCCGUUUGCCUAAAUUGUUUUACCCACAGAAGCCAUGCAAUUCCCACGUGGGCAGCUUCACAAGCCAUUUCUUCACUUCAGCUCAAAGCUCCCCUCAGGAUACAGUGUAUCCACCUGUGGCAGCUUCCUUCCCUAUCCACCCAAGGGCUUUUUCCUACGUGUUCCUCACUGAGCCCCUGUUCCCCAAGAAGACAGCAUCAUUAUAAUGCUUAGAAGAAAAUUUAGGGUUCUUCAGUGUCUCCUUUGGCCCCCUUUCUAUCCACAAAUCAUGACCCAGGGUAUAGAGGCUUUAAAGGUUUCUCGUGUUCCCCCAUUAUUUAUUAGGGACCCCCAGUGGAAGCCCAGAAAGAGAUUCCUAGUAGCACAAGAGGCUAGUCGGCUCGUCAGCAGCCAUCUCCCUGACACACGCUGACGUUAGUUGACACAUGGCUGAAGCAGUUUUACUGUUUGUUCUGAGAGCUCGUUAUUGGCGUCUGGUUUCAGUAGUGAUAUCAUCUCAAUACUUUUCAGAUUUCUUUCACACAAGUACCAAAGAGCAAUCUUCAAUGCGGCCCCGUUCAGCUCAGGGCCAGUCCCUGAGCUCUGCCUGCCCUAACCAGCCACAGCCUGCCAGACACACUCUUCAUGGUCCUUGCCUUCCCCCGUGGUGAGUUUUAGCCAGUCCACAAGACAGAUCCAUCAACUCAGGCAAGAAAAGGUAUUUGGUUAAAUCGAGAUCAGGGAGGCAGAACCAGCCUCCCACCCCAAACUGGCUUUCUGUAUUUAGGAAGCCACUUACAAUUCGAAUUCUCUUUCUUGAACAGGACAGGCAAAGUGACAUCAGCCCUCUUGGGAAAUGAAUAGAGGCAGUGGCCUUUACCCCUGGCCUGGGAUAUACACACACAGAGCCAGGGUGCUGAGAUUCUGUGUGCUUCCUCCUUAUGGAGAUGUGAACCUGCUUUGGGAUCUCAGCGCCAUCCUCCCGCCCUGCCCCCUAGUUUGUUUGGUUUUUUUUUUCUUCCCAUUCUCAAAAUGGAUCAUAAUUUAGAAAACAGGUGCUUAAUCACAGCUAAAUUAUAAUAGACUACAUUAAAAAGACAUAUUAGAAAUCUCAGUUUAGGCCAUCCAUAUAAGCCAUUGUUGGUAUUUCCUAUGAGCUUGGGGGAAAAAAAAAAAAACAUGCACAAGAGAACAAAUUAACAAUCGGCAAAUUGAUUUCUCUCUGAGAAACUUCUAGGAACCCAAUGAGCCACUUACUUUGUCUAAUUAUCUUGUGACAAGUGUCACAUUAAGAUGACACUUAGAAGUCCUCAACAUUAUCUUAAUGGCGAGGAAGAGUACUCGGGAGGCAAGUCCCAGGAAGGUAAUGAGAUGUCAUUUCCAGAGACACUCCAAGAAGAUAUUUUGAUUCAUUAAAAUAUUAAAUCAAAAGCCCUCCUAUGUCUGGAGCCCACACCAGCAAGGCAGUCCAGUGCUGCUUCUCAUGGCCCGCUUUGGGUUUUAAAGAUGGCUAUUUAUAGUGGUACCUUGAAGUUAGACUUUUGCUCUGUUCUGAGAAACAGUACUUCCGCUGGUCUCUUUCUGGAAGGACCCUUUCACUCUAAUCAUCAGGUAAGCGUAUGAGGCUUUUUAAGCAUAUGCAGCUGUGAUGACGAAGCACUUGUUUAGGCAGGCACUGAACUGAGUCCUUAGUUUUAGAAAACUUUCAGUUGAUUCUGUUACUCUAAUUCUACAAACGGUUAUUUACUAUCAUUACUGUGACAUCCAGUUUAAACCCUAGAAUUCUCUUCCACCGAGGUUCAUUGUCUGCCAUAUGACUGUGUUUCUACAGAUAUUCUCAGCAUGAGGAUGGCUUCACAUGGCUUUCUCUCAGUACCUCCCUUUAUGCCCACGACCCUAUGUAUACAGGAAAUGACUUGUCUGUCCAGGUCUACCCUCUGCUUGUCCCAGAACGCCAUUGACAUUGGCUUUGGUUUGGUUUAUUCUUGACCACACUGUACAGUAACAUCCAAGAGCCCUUCCUACAGUGGGUGGUUUUUUGGUCUUUUUAAACCUUUUCUCGGUCAUUGAUGAUGUUUGUCCCUGUUCAAUGUGUAGCCCUGUAACAGAAGCCCAUCAAACUCAGAGUGUCAGUCUGUUGUCCCUAUUGUAGGUGAAAUAGUGACGUAGAAAAUCUAGUAUUCUGAAUGCUUUUCCAUGUAGACUUUUUCUGGAAUGUGAACAUGACUCUUCGGUUAAUAGCAAGCGCUUCCCUGUAGUCCUGAGUAGGCGCAGUUCUGUCUGUCUCAAUAAAUUUUACUUUGUCCGCA
This is a messenger RNA of Mus pahari (shrew mouse), 4644 nucleotides long. RefSeq names its product SPARC (osteonectin), cwcv and kazal like domains proteoglycan 1 (gene Spock1). The record is from RefSeq and is a predicted model, not a curated record. NCBI's taxonomy places the organism in Eukaryota, Metazoa, Chordata, Mammalia, Rodentia, Muridae. Gene Ontology annotation, molecular function: protein binding; calcium ion binding. Bases 151 to 1479 code for a protein of 442 amino acids. The transcript is spliced from 12 exons.